Scatophagus argus is the source of this 4470-nucleotide messenger RNA. It is a transcript of the gene msl2a, whose product is annotated as MSL complex subunit 2a. The coding region runs from base 922 to 2781 and encodes 619 amino acids. The transcript is spliced from 3 exons. Gene Ontology annotation, cellular component: MSL complex. Gene Ontology annotation, molecular function: ubiquitin protein ligase activity. Lineage: Eukaryota; Metazoa; Chordata; Actinopteri; Scatophagidae. The record is from RefSeq and is a predicted model, not a curated record.
UAACUAGGUAAUUCUCGCGUGAUGAUCAUGCCUGUCGAGAGGGGUUGAUGCGAGGAAAACUGGAAAAUCGAAUGAUUGAUGCAUUUGUAAAACGGAUAGUUAGCUAUGCCCCGGUUGCUGCUCGCAAAGUGUUAUAGUGCAGCUUAUCAAAAUCGCAGGAUUUCGAUACACAGCUUGCAUUUCCCUCCGUUGCGUGAGAUAUAAGGCGGCCCUUGGGGUUUGGUGAUCCGGUUGAAUUUUCGCUAGCUAAUUGUGCUAGCCAUGCUAGCGCUAGCUGGUUAGCUUUGUUUACAUCAAGUGCGCGCCUGAGAUCUGAGAGCUAAUUGCUAAGCAGAAGAAUGUGUGAUCCUACUAAUAGCUCUUCGCUCAAUUAGGCAUCGACGAAGAAACGGCAUUGGACAGCAAAUGGGCUCUAUGGCCAAUUUCGACUAUUUGUCUCGUGAAACGUUUGGCUGACGUUAGCUAACGGUGGCUACACAUUGCUAACCUUUUGAUCAUGGGUCGUUUGAUCAUUUGAUCCACUGUUAGCUGUUAUGCAGUGCUAGGGAUAAUGUGAGUAAUUAUAACGGAGAGGCAAAUUGGUCCGAAUCAAUAUAAACUCAAAUUAUUAUCUGAAAGCUCUCGCUUUUGAAUCGGAAAGAUUACAAAGCCGACAAUGCUACCUUUAGCUAACCGCCUGCCGAGCUAACGUUGUGCGCGUUUAGUGAUAAGCGCUUCAGCAUGUUCGUUGUGUAUUAUUGUGUCUGCUAUUAAUUCGUAUGUCUGCAUUGACACACUGGAGUGGCUGAUUGUUGCUCCAGCAGGUUAGUUUAUAUUUCCUCCCAUCCACCCUGAGACUUGGCUAUCUGUAGCUCCGUCGCAGCGAGUGGCUGGAUUUUUUUUCCCGGGUCGUGUUUCCCCGAGGCAGCGGAGUACACCGCUAUGAACCCCGUUAAUGCAACCGCUCUGUACGUGUCCGCCAGCCGGGCCGUGCUGCAGUGUGACCCAAGGCAGCCUCACACCUUCGCGGACAUGUACACACUACUGCCCUUCUUCCGACAGUCCCUCGCAUGCCUUGUCUGUGGUAAACUGCUCCAGGAUCCUAUUUCCCCGACACAUCCAGAGUGUGAACAUUAUGUCUGCUUGGGCUGUAAAGGCCAGAAGAUGCAGAUCAGACCUUCAUGCAGCCGCUGUAAGGACUAUUCCUGCUUCCAAGAGAAUAAACAGCUCUCUUUGCUGGUGCAAUCCUACAGGAAGCUCUGCCUCUAUGUAACUCAUUCGCCAUUGCUGCAGUUGAUCAGCAGCCGUGUAGGAGGGUCUCCAGAGGUUAUGGCCUUGCUAGAGGAGGUGCUCAUGUCACACGAAGAGGAGAUGGAGGCAGAGGACCCAAGCCUAUCACAGGACGAUGUGAAUCCCUCUGCCCCCGAGUCCCUUACACCCACAGAGGCACCACCUGUUCCUGCGGAGCUCUCAGCUGUACCACAGAGCUCCUCCUCUAACCCUCCAUGUUCUAAUGGACCGAAGGGAUGCAAUGGAGAAAUUCUCGAGGACCUGGAUCCCUCCUCUCCUGAACUGGAAGUGUGCGAGUUGGUGGAGGAGCACCCACCACGAGCAGGCUUAUCUGUGUCCAGUACUGGUUGUGGUGGACUUGAACUGAACCUGACCACCGGACCUUUAGCCCCAACACCAGGCACUGUGUGCUCACUCAGGGAUGGGGAAUCUAGCAGCAGGGAGCUGGAGGAGGGGGAGGUGUUGCUUCUUAGCGUGGAAGAGGUGUUACAGACUUUGGAUCCCCUUCAGCCUGGUCGAGAUUCUCCUCAUACACAGCCAGAAAGAACACACACUCACACACACAUAACUACUGACAGAUCACACGCUCAAGUGUACAUACAGCUGGAUACAGCUCACAACUACACACAGAUUCGAACAGACAGGACUAACACAAUAGCAACCCAUGGUGCUCACAUACACACAUCCUCCUUCAAUCCCCCUCCAACCUCCAAGCCCCCGCCAGUCCGCCUUAAACGUAAACGAUCUCGUUCAGAGAGUGACAGGGAAAAGGUGAAGCCCCUCCCCAUCGCUUCAAUCCUGCAGGGCUCCUCAUCCCACUUGCACACCUCAAACCCCUCCCAGACACUGCACACACAACCACCCACACCCUCUUUAACUGUACCAGCACACACAUACUCGUCCCUUCCUAAUGGGGUGCCUGCCAAGCUCAGUCGCCCCACGCCCAACCACAAUAAAGGCGCUAGGAAGCACAUCGAUCCGGGCCCCAAGAAGCCCCAUGCGAAGGCUCGCAGUGGCGGAGGCUCCAAGUCCAAGGAUGGAAGCAAAGACCAGCGGUUGAUGUCAGGUUGCCUUGUGCCUCCAGCGCCUGUUAGACCUCCAUAUAAGAAACCAGUGGAGAAGAAGGGUUGCAAGUGUGGCAGGGCCACCCAGAAUCCAUCUGUACUGACCUGCAGGGGGCAACGCUGUCCCUGCUACUCAAACCGCAAGGCAUGCUUGGAUUGUAUCUGUCGAGGUUGCCAGAACUCCUACAUGGCCAACGGCGAGAAGAAGCUCGAGGCCUUCGCCGUGCCAGAAAAAGCCUUGGAGCAGACGCGGCUCACACUCGGUAUCAACCUCACCAGCAUCACGGCGGCUGCGGCGCUCCGCAACCCGGGAACCACCAGCAUCCGUGCUAACACCCUCCUCAAUGUUGCCACAGCAACAGGAACCCCUGUGACCACGGCCUUCCUCUCCCCCAGCCCCCCGCAAGAGCCCAACUAUGAGGACAGUCUGGAGCUGCUGAUUGGAUAAGAGGCUGGGACUCCAAAUAAAACAAAAAAACAAUAAAUCAGACAGCUCGGUGCUGAUUGAAUGUGAUGGCUGAUCAUUGUGUCUGUCAGACAACAUGUACCUCCCUCCCUCGAGGGGGGGGCGGGAUCUAAGGCAGCUAUGGGUCUGUCCUGUCCUGUAACCUGCUCUUUUUCUGUGUUGGAAAAUGCUGAGUAGUAAGACUAGCAUGGGCGUGCCAAAGCCUCCUGUAUUGUGCCUGUGUUUCAGUGUGUGUUAUUGCCUGCCUGUAGUUAAACACUUAUACUCAGUUCCAAGGCUGUUCUGUACUUCAGAGGUGCUUUUUGUUCAUAGACCACAUACAUACUGUAAGAGGCAAUAGGAACCCAUACCAGGUUUUGUUUGUUAAUGUGUGCGCACAAUUAUGAAUUUUGAGCAUGUGCGUACAUGUGAUUUUUUUUUUUUUUUUUUGGGUGCGAAAUGAUAACAGAUGGCAUCACUAUAUCUCAGUCACUCACCACAGCAUUUUCCAUGUUUGAGUAUUACUCCAUGUAUGUGUAAGAAAUGGAUAAGUGGUAUCUGGACAGCCCUUACUAAUCCUUAACCCUGUAUGUGUUCACACCCUAAUGGUGAAUGAGUCUUAAUGACUAAAUGUGUGGAGAAGUUCUGUCUCACAAGACUGUAUGCCUUUUCUAUCUUGUUCACUUGCUCAAUCCAAGUACUGUCGACUGAUCAUGAAUUUUUGUCUUAAUGAACUUGACUGAUGCAGACAUUGUACAGGCAGCAAGAUAAUGUCAAAGCACUUGGAUGGAGUGUGUGUGUCAGCUGAAAUUUACUGUAAUGUCGGUGGGGAGGCGGAUGGUAAGUUGUAAGCACUUAGACUGAUUGAUUGGCCAAAUUACAAGUAAAACCAUUUGUGGUUACCAUAGCAAUAGGAGCACCUACAAAGAGCAUCCCAGCUCUGGUGCACACACACAGUUGUUUACAGUACUGCCAUGUCUAAAGACUAUAACAGACUGUCUUCUGAAAUCUUAACAUUGUUAUGUUUUGAAUGUGGGAUUGUACAUGACUGUGUGUGUGUGUGUGUGUGUGUGUUUAGAUAAACUGAAGCCAUAGGUUGUCAUUGACGGGACAAAAUAUUCUCUGUGUGUGCAUCUUUUCCCCCUGUUGUGGUGUCCUGACUGAUUAGAGACCAACUCAAGAGACUAUUUUUGAUACCAGGUGUUUGAGAUUUGGUACCAGUAUGCUUUUUGUGUUUUGGUUAAAGCACCUUGAAGCCCUCAUAUUAACUCCAGAGGCUGUGUAUUGUCUGUGUUUGUGUUUACUGUCUCAGCUGUAACUACAACAUGUUUGUCAGUCCAGCCAUGGCGACCAAAAAGAGAGUGAAGCAGAGAGAGAAAGAGAGGACUCGGGCAGACCAAACAAACAUCUUGGCUCUCCGCUCAUGGACCAGGGAGUAGCAGGCGGAUUACAGUAUGAUCAGCGAGUAUGAUCUAUCUUCCUGUGUGUAUGUGUGCGUGUGUGUUCGUUUCAAAAUGUAUUUCCGUUGGGCAUUACUUGAACCCUGAUUAGGUUUUUUUUUUGUUUUUUUUUGUAUUGUUUUAUAUGUAAAAACAUGUUUGAGGAGUGACUGAUUAUUGCUGAAACAUUCACUGCCAUAAUAUGGAAACCUGUAAUACGACAUGAAUUAAAUGAUAGUUUUUUACUUUUUCA